Molecule: messenger RNA, 2516 nt
Organism: Zingiber officinale
Lineage: Eukaryota; Viridiplantae; Streptophyta; Magnoliopsida; Zingiberales; Zingiberaceae
Product: pentatricopeptide repeat-containing protein At3g26782, mitochondrial-like
Exons: 1
Coding region: 15-2126 (703 amino acids)
Biological process (GO): RNA modification
Molecular function (GO): protein binding; RNA binding; zinc ion binding
Source: RefSeq, a predicted model, not a curated record
UUUAAGUUAUUAACAUGUACCUGCGGCGUCGGAUCCCCGUCGUUCGCGCUUUCCAUCACUGCCACUUCAUUCCGGAAGCGCCGGCGGAUCCCAGGGCACUGGCGGCCGCCAUCCGGAGCUCGGCUUCCCUCCGAUCCCUGAAGCCUCUCCACGCUGCCGCCCUCCGCCACCACCCCAGCGAUCUCCUCCUCUCCUCCGCCCUCGCCUCCCGCUACUCUCUCCUUGGCUCCCGCCGCAGGGCCCUCCACCUCCUCUCUGAUGCCGCCGCCGACGCCGACGCUCACCUCCUAACCUCUCGCGAUGCCUUCUUAUGGAACGCACUCAUACGCGGCCUCGCCGAUGCCGGCGCCAACGAUCGCGUGGUUGCCCUCUACCGCAGGAUGCGCGAGCUCGCACGCCCAGAUAAGUUCACCUUCCCUCCCCUUCUCAAGGCCUGCGCUCUCCUCGGAGACCUCGAGGAGGGCGUCAAGGUCCAUGGCGAUGCUGCUUACCUCGGCCUUGAUUCCGACAUCUUUGUCCGCAACUCCCUCAUCGCCAUGUAUGGCAAAGGUGGGCAUUUGGACACUGCGAGGCAGUUGUUCGACGAAAUGCCUGAGAGAAAUGUGGUCACCUGGACAACCAUGAUUGGGGCUCUCGUGCAAAAUGGGCAUUCAAAGGAAGCGCUCGCACUGUUCCAUCGGAUGCUGGAAGAGCGGGUGAGGCCCAACAGAGCAACAUUCUUGACAGUGAUCCCAUGUGUUUCCAGCUUCGACGAUGCUACCGCCUUGCACAAAUCGAUCAUCAGGCAUCGUCUUGAAUCAGAAGUGAGUGUUCAGAAUGCCAUCGUUGGGAUGUAUGCGAGAUGCGGGGAGAUUAAACGCGCACGUAAGAUGUUUGAUGAAAUUUACAACAAGGAUUUGGCAUCUUGGAGUUCGAUGAUUGAGGCUUAUGCCCAGAAAGAUAUGCUUGAGGAAGCACUGAAGCUUUUCGGAAAUAUGGGGUUGCUUGGAAUUGUGCCCGAUCGAGUCACACUUCUUGGGGUCCUUCGAGCUUGUUCAAAUUCAACAUUAGCAUCUCUAAGGCAUGUGCAACUCAUCCAUGGAUACGUGAUUAGGAGCUCACUAGUUGAGAAUGUAAUGGUUGAAACAGCGGUAAUCGAUAGUUAUGUGAAACGCGGUAGCAUAAGCACCGCUUCUAGAAUAUUUGAUAGGAUGCAAGAGCGCAAUUUGGUUACAUGGAGCACCAUGAUAUCUGGGUAUGGAAUGCAUGGGAAGGGAAAGGAGGCACUUGAACUAUUUAACCAUAUGAAUGGCCUUUUGAAACCUGAUCAUAUAUCUUUUGUUUCCGUGUUAUCGGCUUGCAGCCAUGCUGGGUUGGUUUACGAAGGCUGGCAAUGUUUUAAUUCCAUAACUACAGAGUUCGGGCUUGUGCCUCGCACCGAGCAUUAUGCAUGCAUGGUUGAUCUGCUGGGACGAGCAGGGAAGCUGGAAGAAGCUAGAGGUUUCAUUGAGAGAAUGCCCAUAAAGCCAGAUUGUAGUGUAUGGGGAUCCUUGCUCGGUGCUUGCAGAAUACAUCCAGAUGCACAAAUCGCAGAAUGGGCUGCAAACUCACUCUUUGAAUUGGAUCCCGAAAAUCCAGGUCGUUAUGCUCUGUUGUCGAAUAUCUACACUUCAUUAGGGAAGAUUGAAGAAGCCCAUCGCAUUAGAAUUACGAUGAGAAAGAGAGGAGUGAAGAAAACAUCUGGUUACAGUGUAGUGGAAUUGAAGAACAAGCUCUACAAGUUCUUAGUUGGGGACCGUUCAAACCCUCAAUCAGAUUUAAUUUAUCGGGAGCUCGAGAAACUGAUAGACAGGAUUAAAGCAGCAGGGUAUGUGCCAAAUACAAACUUCUCGUUGCACGAUGUUGAAGAGGAGACAAAGGAGAAGUCAUUGUAUGCCCACAGUGAGAAACUUGCUAUCGUUUUCGGUCUCAUUAACUCGAGGCCAGGAAGUACCAUUCGUAUACACAAGAAUCUUCGGAUUUGUGGGGAUUGCCAUACGGCUACCAAGUAUAUCUCAGAGGUCACAAAGAGGGAAAUUGUGAUGAGAGACUCACAUAGGUUUCACCAUUUCAGGGAGGGGGUCUGUUCCUGUGGGGAUUAUUGGUGAAGAAAACUGGUAGACAGACUAGAAGAUGCUAUUGGGUACACUCAAGUCAGAGUGUUUGUAUAGCCGAUUGCUAUGCACCAAUCAACAAAUUUUAAUUGUCAUUUCUUUGAUUGAUAGCUUGAUCGGUUUGUAACUGACCGAUCGAAGUUUUUGUAUAUUAUAUCUUUUGCCCUUCGAGCUUCAUCAAAGGGAAUACUCACUCUUCUAUAUUUUCCAAUCUCUCAUUUCUUAUUCUACUAGGUUUUGUUUCUUUGGAGGGAUAUGUUGAAGGAUGGAUUAGAAAUGAGAGAUUAGUUGAAGUAUGACUCAUCUUUUGUAAUUAUGCAAGACUUCACCCUAGUGAAUGGAGCUUCCGUUCAGCUAAAUGGUUACACUAAUUAGGUUUGAGUA